AUAGCCGUACUUUCACCAUACUACACUCUUUACUUUUACCAUAUUCUAUUUCAUUCACAAUUUCACAUCUUUUUGAUUGGGAGUUUUUCGGUGUCAAACGACGUGCCAAAAAUUUCACGCACCAACCAACUCAGCCAUCACAGCUCUAUCUCUCCUCCCACACCCCAUGGGGCUUGCUCCUUGGCCAACUCUACUACUCGGAGGUUGAAGAAGGCUCAGGCACAUAUGCUCAGGGACUAUCAACCCAAACCGCACGGCAAACGAUCGAGUGCAUCGGUUGUACUCAUCGGAGUUAUUUUACAUUAUUGUAAAAAUAUCCAGACCUGUCUGGCAAAGAAUUUUCUUUUUAUUUUAUUUUUUGCUUAAAUCGUACAUUUGUUAUAACGAGUUGUCCAUUUUCUUGAGAAUGUGGGAGAGAUGGAUAGCGUGUACCUGAAGACGAAGAGCGAACAGGGGAAGCACACAACAAAGCAUUAGAUUGAACAGAAUUAACGAUGUUGCCGUUGAGGACGAGAAUGGGGUACGACAGCUGUAUUGGUAGGAUUUGUAGUGGUGAUGUCGCUGGCGCUGUGGUCCUCGGUCUGGGCGGGCUGAGUGACAGGGACCGCCGGAACAACAGUGUCGACCGGCUGCGUAGGGAGAGCCGACAGGUUGAGCAGCGGGAAUUCGGGGAAAUCGGCUGGGGCCGGGGGCUGUGGAGUAUCGGUGGGUGGGGUGGUUGUGGUGAACGGGAAUUGAGAUUCGUCAAACGAGAUAUCCUGGAGAGAAAGGGAUCGGCUGUUCUGGAGAGAAGGAAACGGCAAGAUUGCCUGGCCAAGAAAAACUCCGACGUGAGCCGAAGUGAACACCGGCGUGAGACGGUGUGUGAAGGCCGACGUGAGGCGGCGAUGCGAGACAGCCGACAUCCUAUUGUGCCUUCUCGUGGUCUCCGACAAGGUGAUCCUAUUAGCCCGUUAUUGUUUAUUAUUUGUGCAGAGGGGUUGUCUUUCCUAUUACAGAAUGCAGAAAGCAGAGGGUUGUUGCAUGGUAUCUGGGUGGCUCGUGGCAAAAAUAGUAGAGGUAUCCAUUGGAUGGCCUGGGGUCGUAUGACUUACCCUAAGAAAUUCGGAGGUAUGGGGUUCCGUGACAUCUCAGCUUUUAAUGUGGCGCUUUUGGGUAAGCAAGGUUGGCGGUUUCUUACAAACCCAGCGGCAUUGGUUUCUCAGGUAUUUAAGGCAAGGUACUUCCCGAAGACAUCUUUCUUGGAUGCAAAGCUGGGUCAUAAUCCUAGCUAUUGUUGGAGGAGCAUAUUAGCAGCACAAAAUUUGUUGUCCUCGGGCGUUAGAAGGCGAGUGGGCAGUGGUUUGAAUACUACUGCAUGGGGUUCACCAUGGCUCUUAGACGACACAAAUCCUUGUCUUGAGACUCCGAUUACGGAAGCCACAGAAAACAUGGUGGUGGCCUCUUUUAUUGAUUCAAAUCUGGGAGGAUGGAAUAUAUCGAUGCUCGAAAUGACCUUGAUUCCAAGAGAUGUGCAUGAGGUGGAGGCUUUUCAACGGGGGUGGACUGAUGCGGCUACCUCUUUGAAGAGUGGAAGUUCUGUUGUUGCAGUUCCAGGUGCUGUUUUCCAACCCAACACUGCCAAUGCUACGACAGGGGGUGAAGACCGAUCAUUUCGAGCAGCAGUCAAUGGUCGCUUGAUUUGUGUGCAAGAACCUUUGAUGGCAGAAGCCAUGGCAUGUCGUGAGGCAUUACUCUGGUUGAAAGGUAAGAGGAUUCGUGCAUUCAAGCUUUUCACCGAUUGUCUACAGUUGGUCACAGCUAUUGAGCAACGGGAUCGUGGCCCCUUUUCUUCAUAUCUUGGCUCGUUGAUUGAAGACUGUUAUGUUUUACUUUCUUCUUUUGAGUCUGCAUCUAUUUGUUUUAUUCGUAGAUCUUUUAAUUCUGUUGCUCAUACUUUAGCGAGAAGUGCUUCUACACAUCGUUCCAUGUGGGAUGACACUCCUCCAGAACUUACUAUGGACCUUUUAGUUAAUUAAUGAAUUAAUAUUUCCUUUCAAAAAAAAACUACUCCAUCUGAUCCAAAAAAAAUUCCGUUUUGAUUUUUUUAGUUAAACAUUAACUUUCUUUGGUCACAAAUUAAACAUCUUUAUAUUUUUCUAUAUUAUAUAAAUGUGAAAGAGGGUUAGGUACCCCUUAAUAUUAUGCACCUUUUCGAUCCAAAAAACAUGUACAAUUAACUUUAAAACUCGUUCCAUACAAUUUGUACUCCAAAAAGCCCCUAACACCGUUAGUUAUAUUUAGAGAGUGAAUUCUCAAAAUGGUCUUUUCUAAUAAGGUUUUUUCCCAAAG
Molecule: messenger RNA, 2331 nt
Organism: Cuscuta campestris
Lineage: Eukaryota; Viridiplantae; Streptophyta; Magnoliopsida; Solanales; Convolvulaceae
Source: the annotation of a GenBank genome assembly